GCGUUCGCGGCUGUGCGUGUGACGGAUGAGCAGCACUGCCCCGGUGCAUCCACGCCACCGGUGACUCGUCACUCCGCGCUGGAAGAUGGCUGCGGUGCAGCGGACCCCGGUCAGGGAAGGGAUCCGGAUAGUAUCGCUGUGUGUGUGCUGGUACACGGUCAGCUCGGGGGGAAAUGUUGUCAACAAAAUCAUCCUCAAUGGAUUCCCGUACCCGGUCACGGUCUCUCUCUUUCAUAUCAUAUCUAUCGUCGUCUUCCUCCCCCCGCUGUUGCGGGCUUGGGGAGUCCCCAAAACAGAACUACCCAGCAGGUACUACUGGUGGUACAUCCUGCCUUUAGCUUUCGGAAAAUACUUCGCCUCCGUGUCGGCUCACUUCAGCAUAUGGAAAGUGCCCGUGUCGUACGCGCAUACCGUCAAAGCUACAAUGCCAAUAUGGGUUGUGCUGCUGUCGAGAAUUAUCAUGAGAGAGAAGCAGACCACAAAGGUGUACAUAUCGCUCAUUCCCAUCAUUGGUGGGGUGCUGCUGGCCACAGUGACCGAGCUGUCCUUUAAUAUGACGGGACUAAUCAGCGCUCUGGCUGCCACGCUCUGCUUCUCACUGCAGAACAUCUUCUCCAAAAAGGUGUUGCGUGACACGCGGGUCCAUCACCUGAGGCUGCUGAACAUCCUGGGCUUUAACGCUGUGAUCUUCAUGCUGCCCACCUGGGUUCUGGUGGACCUCUCUGUGUUUCUGGUGAAUGGAGACUUGACGGAUGUCUCGGGAUCCAUGAGUACCAUUAUCCUGCUGCUUAUCAGUGGGUUCUGCAAUUUCGCUCAGAACGUCAUCGCCUUCAGUAUACUCAACAUCGUCAGCCCGCUCAGCUACGCCGUCGCCAACGCCACCAAGAGAAUCAUGGUCAUCAGCAUCUCGCUGCUAAUGCUGCGAAACCCCGUCAGUUUGACAAAUGUCCUGGGAAUGAUGACGGCUAUCGUCGGAGUCUUCCUUUACAACAAGGCCAAAUAUGACGCUAACAAGGAGAAGAAGCUGCUGCCGAGCUCCAAACAGGACCUGAUGUCCUUUGACAACCCGGCGCUGGAGAAGAUCCAGGCCAACGGGUCAGUGCCUUUCCCCCACAGCCCGGAGCAGCAGGACCAGCACAGCUGGAACCACGUCCUGACUGACCACUUCCAGUACAGCCGGCAGACCUACACAACAAACUACAGCAGCAACCACCAGUAUGUGGUGUAGAGGACUCGUCCUCACUCUGGUAGCUGUCAUAGACAUUACUUUGUGUAGCCCGGCAGCUCAGAGGCAGGUCUCAAUCACCUGGAGACGGAGGCCUGUUUGUGCUGAAGAAUGAGGUGUCCGACAUCACGGGCCAGUCAUGUGACCUCUCCCACCCCUUCUCUCUCCCUGUCUAAACUUCAUUUUAAGUCAGCUUUGGUGUAGGUCUUUAUUUAUUUCUCUGGUACCGACUGAACGCGAUGGUUAGAAUCUGUUUAUAUCGGCCAGUUUCAGACACGUCGGUAACAGAUGAUGUGCCACAGCCAGCAGGUAUAUGGAAGGUAGCUGGAAAAGGAUCUUCACACGACUGUUUGCAGAUGUUUGAUUUUUGUUUUCACUACCAGCCAUAACAUUCUAGUUUGUUUACUUUAAGAGGAAAGGAUGUCAUCUGUAACCAUCACUGUGAAUGUUGACGUGCACCGAAUUACGAGUCUGUCGUGUCUUUUAGUUCAGUCAAGAUCCUUAAAAUAUUUAGUUUUUGGCAUUUCAUGUCUUUUUUUUCUCUCUCUCUUUAAAAUUUACUUGAGACAAUGUGGGGAGAUACAAACUGUUGAGCUAGUCAUCAGUGAAUAAAUUUCAGCCUUAAUGCUGAUGGGAGUUCUUGGGAAUAUAGUGGGUUUUGCAGGUUUGAUCUGAUAUUGUGAUUGGCAAUGUUUUCAGCACCAAGUGUGAGUCAUUCAUUCUUUCUGUCCAGAUUGAAACAUAUCAACAAUCCAGAUAGGUUGCAAUGAUAUUCUAUAUAGUUAAAAACCUCACAGAGCCUCUAGCAUGGCCGCAGACUGUAUACAUGCAAUCGAUAUCCACACUCCCACUAAUAGAAUUGCCCAAUUAGGAAAAAUGCUCCAAAUUAAAAGGGGAGGAGUCCAUUGAUGUUCAUAAACGUUUAAUAAAGUCAAAUACUUAUGAAAACCACAUCGUUGAACAAAGAGCGAGACCAUUUCUGUUAUCUAGAAAGGUCAGUGACCUCUUUCAGAUCUGUGCUUCUCCCCGGUGAAACAGAAAAUAGUUUACUGUAUUAUUUGUUGGAAUAAACGUGGCUCAGGAGGUAGAGCGGGUCGUCUACUAAUCAGAAGGUUGGUGGUUCAAUUCCGGCUGCUUGUCAAAGUAUCCUGAACACACCGACACUCCAGUUUGUGUGUGCGUGGAUGUUAGCUUAGAAAAAGCUCUUGUAUGAUUGUGUCUUUGAAUGGGUGAGUAAGGCCUAAAAUUAGAUUUGCAUAACAAAAGAUGUGCAGCUUCAUACAUGAAGGAUGUAUUUGUUUCUUCUGUAUCCCACCACAUAAAAUAUAAUAGAGGUAUUUUUGUUGUCAUGGAGACUUUUUUUUUUUUGGUUUAUUGGUAUUUAUCAGUCUGCGAAGCUUCAAGCUUUGGUUCAAGCUUUAUUGAACCAAAAGCUGCUCUGUCAUGUUUCAGUUUUUAAAAACGAAACGCCGUGUCGAGUUUGCACGUCUUCAAACGACUUCAUGCGUUUUCUUUUCAUUUGUCAACACUGGCGUCAUAGAGUCACUGGACAGAGGUUCGGAUUGUGCAAUGAAAGAUUCACCUGUAAUUUCAGAUGGGCUUUCUAUCGUCACUACUGAUUGCAUUACUGAGCAUCUCUGUAAAGUGCAGGAAGUGGUUUUUUUUGGUUUUUUUGACUCUGUUGCUUUCGAAUCGAGCACCGGUUGUGAGCUUGUUUUGUUUUUUGUUUUUUUGGGAGGGGAGUAUUAAUUAAAUGCUGUCACAGUAUUCAGCGAUUGGUGGGUUUUCCCCCACCACAAACCAGUGUCUGCAAAACUUGUCUUUUUACUCCUUUCUGGAUUCAUGGGGGGAACUAGCUAUUAACUGCCACCAUGUUAUAUUAUUUUUUAUUAAAUUACAUACUGAAAUUUAAGUCCUCUGAAAUAAUUCAUACACUGAAUAAUCAGAAAUGUUGCAAUACAACCAAAACUCGCUGUCCAUUGUUUUUGAAUAUGUUUGUGUGUUGUUCUCUGUUGUUCACUUUGAGGCUGUCUGUUGUUUGUGUUGGCCUUCAUGACAUUUCCCACACCGCAAACGGUAAACAUAAAUAAAAACAAACAAACAAACAAAGUGAUGAAUUCAAACUCCUGUGACUUCAGCAUCCCUUUCAACUGUUAGAUUUAAUCGUCUCAGCCUUUAUCUACCGAGUAGCAUAGUUUCAGUUUUGCAUCCAAUGGAAAAAUGACAACAUUGACAAAUCUGAAAUGUUUCAGUCUUGCAAGAUGCACGGGCAUGAUUUUAAAUCUCCAAUAAUGCAUAUGUAAAUUGGUUUUGCAGACAACAGGAGGGAACUCUUCACCCAUUAAGAAAAUGACUCAUCUUCUCCUUAUCAGACUGGUGCAGUAAUUCACAGAUCUCAGAUGGGAAGUGUCGUAUUAGAUGAAGAGCCAAGAAAAUUUCAGAAGUGUGAUUUACAAAGAAAUUGACACAAUCGCGUCACGGUUCAAGAAUAUUUUGCUUCCAGUCACAUGCAGAGUGCAGCUAACAGUUUUAGACCAUCUCGCCUUUUCUUUGUUUUUUUUCUUCACUUCUUUCCUCCUGUUGCCAAAAGAAAGGGUGUAAUCCUUCUGAUGCCGACGAGCCACCAGAGAGAGGCCUUCAGUCAGCUCGGCCCCAAGUUGUGGAAUUCUUAAACGAUAACGCGUAGGACACGUGGACGGUUGGUGCCGGCUCUGUUUCCAAAAGUGGGAGAAAGUUUGAAGGACGACUGAUUUUAAAUGUCCUCUCUGUCUGUCGUAAAGCUUUUUAAUGGGAUGUAAAUGUUGACUAGAAAGAAAAGGGGGAGAAUACUUUGUAAAACUUGUAUAAUUAUUUUUGUCUCUUCAAUCUCUAGACAGAAUUUUUACUUAACUAAUGUUUUUAGAUUUUUAUUUAUGGUGUCUGUGUACAGAAAUGUUGUACAGGGGGUGCACAGUCUUGUCUGCUUAAAUAAAUAUAUAAUUGAAGACUCAA
Molecule: messenger RNA, 4216 nt
Organism: Oreochromis aureus
Lineage: Eukaryota; Metazoa; Chordata; Actinopteri; Cichliformes; Cichlidae
Gene: slc35e1
Product: solute carrier family 35 member E1
Exons: 6
Coding region: 86-1228 (380 amino acids)
Cellular component (GO): Golgi apparatus
Molecular function (GO): antiporter activity
Source: RefSeq, a predicted model, not a curated record